CCGACUAGGUUGAGUGGGCUCGCACAACCUGGAAUUUGUCAAAACCAGAGCAGUUUUACGAAAGAUAAAUCCAAGGUUAGGGUCUGAUGCAAAAAAUAAAGUUAAAAAAAAAGCAAAUGGAGAACUUAUUUUUGAAUGUUAUGUAUUUGAAGGUCGCCAUGGAAACCAUACACUGAAGCGGCUUCAUGGCAUUGACGUCACCGUGUGACUGGCUCAGUUUGUGUUAAUUGGGCUUAAGGUGUAUCUUAUCACCACCAGCGCUGUCUGGAAGAUUAAAGAUAACAAGUUCAUAUUUUGUUAUACAACCUGUUUUGCAUUGCAUUGCAAUAAUACAUGCAUUAGUUACUGUUUUGGGGCUUGUUAAACCUCAGCUGAAUCUAAAUAACUAAGGAACAAUUUAUCAAACUUCAAAUUAUGAAUUUACUGCAGAACUAAUAGGGAGUAUACCCUUAUCUUUGCAAUAUUGCUACACUGUAGGAAAUGAUAUAUGCCUUUUUUUAUGUACAGCUACAAAUUAUUGUAACCUUAAUGUUUUAUACAAAUGCUUACUUUCCAAUUACAUGACGUCACAUUGAAGCAGCUGCUGUUGUGCAACAGGCAUUUCUUACUAGAAUUAAAUGUAAUAUUAAAAUAGAAAGAAAGAAUAUACAGUUGGCAGAGCAUUAAAACAAUUACGACCAGAUAUUUUUUGCACAAAUUGUUUGCUUUAAAACAGCUAGCUAGAAGUUAAGGGUUUCAAAUGACACAACACAGAUAAUGCAAAAUAAUGUUCUCACAGCAGACCUAAACAAGUCUUUUGAAGAAUAUCACACUCUCUGCAACACCUAAACACACCUAUUGUUGAUAUUUAGAAAAUAACACUUGUGAAUGCCAUUAAAGACUUUACUUCUACACUGAACACUAAUAAAACCUUUAGCAGAUAGCUGAGACUCUUUAGCCAUCAGCAAGAAAACUAAACUCACACUUCAGUAAGUUAAUGAGCAAUCUUGUGGUGGUAUUAUCGAAUUCUUUAUGAUCAGUACAAUAUGCUGAUAUAGUAAUUAAUUAUAAUUUUUAAACAGGACAGAAUGUUAUGGCUCACUUUAAGAAGUAAAGGUGCUUGAAUGUGAUAUCGGUGCUCCUUCCCCUUUUUCACAAGAAGCAGAGCUGAAAACACAGUAUUACAAGAGAAUCUAACAUAAAAUCAGAAUGUGUGCAGUCUGGCAUUGAUCCUGUGUGCCCUUUAAUGGACUCUUAUCUUAUUUGCUCGGCUACAGAAUGGUUCAAUGAUCCAGAAGUGAUUUCACUAGGAUUCCAGCAGGUGGCUAUGACGGGGCGGUUAGCUUGCUUGCUUGCUGACAUACUGACUGGUUAGGAGUGCCAGUCAGGAGAGGUUUUAUGACACUCACUGUGGAUCAAAGUUCAAAUGUGGGCCUCAAACGAUUGUCAGUCCAUCCGACCUGUUGGGCCUGACCACCGGCUGGCUUUUCUCCGGCUCUCCUGCUGCCGCUGUCCUGUCUCCUUGUCUUUGCAACAAUGACGAUCAAACUGAGCUGACUGGGAAGUUUGCGUCCCAUGAAGAUGGACAUACCUGGUUAUUACUUGGAACAGCCCCAGCCUCCUGCCCAUUACUCUGAUAACCAUCCAGAGCACUUGUUAAUGCAGGAGGGCUCAUCAACACCUCAGGAACAAAAGACUGAGGCAGACAGCAGGCCAGAGUCAGAGGAGAGCUGUCCGGUGUGUGGUGACAAAGUCUCCGGAUACCACUACGGACUGCUUACCUGUGAGAGUUGCAAGGGAUUCUUCAAACGCUCUGUACAGAAUAACAAGCAUUAUACCUGUUCGGAGCAACAAAGCUGCCCAAUGAACCUUUCCCAAAGAAAACGCUGUCCUUUCUGCCGCUUCCAGAAGUGUUUGGCUGUAGGCAUGAGGAGAGAAGCUGUAAGAGCAGAUCGCAUGAGAGGUGGCCGGAAUAAAUUUGGGCCCCUGUACAGACGGGACAGGCAGAUGAAACAGCAAAAGGCAAACACUGAUCCCUGCAGGAUUAAGAUGGAAACUAAGCAAGCACCUGGUCCCCAAUCUCCAACUGUUCUCCACCGGAUAAGUGGCCCGACAAGCAAUUCGUCAUCUUCUGCUGCUUUUCAUCUAUCUCACAUUGUCUGUCCAUCUGGGUUGGAGCAAAGCGGUCAACCUUUGGCUCUGGACUGUACAACGAACAUUCAUAGGGCGCUAACACCUCCAUCCAUGGCUUUCCGUGGACUUUGUUGCACCUACCCUGAAUACUUGCAGGAUAAAGGAGAGUCAAGCUUCAGCUACGGCCCAGUUCCCACAUAUUAUCCAGUCCAUUCAGCCUUAGAUAAUUCAUUCACACCCACAUAUUCUCCUUGCUCCACACCAAGCUCAGCCCCUGCUAUUUGCCAGACUGAAACUCACACCUCAGCAUCACUUCCACCAGCCACUCCUGCUCCCAGCUUCCUCAACCUGCUCCUGGAGGGUGAACAAGAUGAGUGUCAGCUACGCACCAAAGUCCUGGCUACACUACAGAGAGAGCAGGCCAAUCGAGGGAAGCACGACUGCCUAAAUACAUUCAGUAUCAUGUGCAAAAUAGCUGACCAGACUCUGUUUGGACUUGUGGAGUGGGCCAGAAACAGCAACCUCUUCAAGGAGCUCAAGGUGGACGAUCAGAUGGUCCUGCUGCAAAGCUGCUGGAGUGAGCUGCUGGUCCUUGAUCACCUCUGCAGACAAGUCACUUACAGCAAAGAAGGUUGUGUAUAUCUGGUCACAGGUCAACAGAUUGACGUGUCAACCAUUAUUUCCCAGGCUGGGACGACAUUAAAUAGCUUAGUAUCAAGGACCCAAGACCUUGUGUUCAAACUUAAGGCACUCCACUUUGACAGACAUGAGUUUGUUUGUCUUAAAUACCUUGUCCUUUUUAACCCAGAUGCGAAGUCGGUGCAGAACCGCAGACAAGUAGAGCAGACUCAGGAGCGGGUGAACAGGGCCCUCAUGGAACAUACCCAGAAAAGUCACCCGGGACACUCAGACAAGUUUGGGCAGUUGCUUCUUCGGCUCCCGGAAGUACGCAGCAUUAGCUUGCAAGUUGAGGACUAUUUGUACCAGCGCCACCUUCUCGGAGAUCUACCCUGCAACUCUCUACUUGCGGAGAUGCUGCACGGCAAGCACAACUAGGACGGUGUUGCAGUUUGACCCAUUACCAUCAAUUUCACAGAUACUCCGUGAAUAGGUUUCCAUUAGCGUUACCACAACCAAUUAUCUUUUGCAGAGCUGUAAAAAGUAGGACCCAAGCAUCUCCGUAUUUUAUGUAAACUGGGGAAAACUGUUCCAACAAAAGCAAUAAAAUACACUGUUAAUAAAGGCAGUUAAUCUGGUCUCUA
Molecule: messenger RNA, 3374 nt
Organism: Fundulus heteroclitus (mummichog)
Lineage: Eukaryota; Metazoa; Chordata; Actinopteri; Cyprinodontiformes; Fundulidae
Gene: nr5a5
Product: nuclear receptor subfamily 5, group A, member 5
Exons: 7
Coding region: 1555-3168 (537 amino acids)
Biological process (GO): tissue development; regulation of transcription by RNA polymerase II; hormone-mediated signaling pathway
Cellular component (GO): RNA polymerase II transcription regulator complex
Molecular function (GO): nuclear receptor activity; zinc ion binding; RNA polymerase II cis-regulatory region sequence-specific DNA binding
Source: RefSeq, a predicted model, not a curated record